Syngnathoides biaculeatus (alligator pipefish) is the source of this 6009-nucleotide messenger RNA. It is a transcript of the gene slc6a6b, whose product is annotated as solute carrier family 6 member 6b. Bases 114 to 1994 code for a protein of 626 amino acids. Gene Ontology annotation, molecular function: taurine:sodium symporter activity. NCBI's taxonomy places the organism in Eukaryota, Metazoa, Chordata, Actinopteri, Syngnathiformes, Syngnathidae. The record is from RefSeq and is a predicted model, not a curated record. Gene Ontology annotation, biological process: neurotransmitter transport; taurine transmembrane transport; sodium ion transmembrane transport. The transcript has 15 exons. Gene Ontology annotation, cellular component: plasma membrane.
AGAGGGACUUUUUCUUUGGCUUUUAUUAAUUUCACAAAAAAUAGAGAAAAGAAGACGCCCCCCACCUCCACCCCCCCAAAAAAGGCAUUAGUAAAGCACACGGGCGCAGCAGGAUGGCCCAGAAGGAGAAGCUCCAGUGCCUGAAGGACUUCCACAAGGACACGCUGAAGCCGUCCCCCGGCAAGAGUCCCGGCACCCGGCCCGAAGACGAGGCCGAGGGCAAGCACCCGCAGCGGGAGAAGUGGGCCAGCAAGCUGGACUUUGUUCUGUCGGUGGCCGGAGGAUUCGUGGGUUUAGGGAACGUCUGGCGCUUCCCGUACCUCUGCUACAAGAACGGCGGAGGUGCUUUCCUCAUCCCCUACUUCAUCUUCCUGUUCGGCGGAGGUCUCCCGGUCUUCUUCCUGGAGGUGGCGCUCGGCCAGUUCACCUCCGAGGGGGGCAUCACCUGCUGGGGCAAGCUGUGCCCCAUCUUUACAGGAAUCGGGUACGCUUCCAUCGUCAUCGUGUCCCUGCUGAACAUCUACUACAUCGUCAUCCUGGCCUGGGGGGUGUACUACCUGUUCCAGUGUUUCCAGCCCGAGCUGCCGUGGGCCAAGUGCAACCAGCCGUGGAACACGGAUCGCUGCAUCGAGGACACCUACCGCAAGAACAAAAGCCUCUGGCUGCCUUCCAACUUCUCCAACUUCACCUCCCCUGUCACAGAGUUCUGGGAACACAAAGUGUUGGGGAUAAGCAGUGGCAUUGAGCACAUGGGCCCCAUCAAGUGGGAUCUGGCUCUGUGUCUACUCCUGGUCUGGGUCAUCUGCUUCUUCUGCAUCUGGAAGGGCGUCAAGUCCACCGGGAAGGUGGUCUACAUCACGGCCACGUUCCCGUUCGUCAUGCUCAUCGUCUUGUUGAUCCGCGGCGUCACCUUGCCCGGUGCCUCCGAGGGCAUCAAGUUCUACCUGUACCCCGACCUCGCGCGCCUCAAAGACCCAGAGGUGUGGAUCGACGCCGGCACCCAAAUCUUCUUCUCCUACGCCAUCUGUUUGGGCGCCAUGACGUCCCUGGGCAGUUACAACAAGUACAAAUACAACUGCUACAGGGACUGUUUGCUGCUGGGAGCCCUCAACAGUGGUACCAGUUUUGUGUCUGGCUUCGCAAUCUUCUCCGUCCUGGGCUUCAUGGCGCAGGAGCAAGGGGUGGACAUUGCAGAUGUGGCAGAAUCAGGUCCCGGCUUGGCCUUCAUUGCCUACCCCAAAGCCGUAACCAUGAUGCCUUUCCCCACACUCUGGGCCAUCCUCUUCUUCAUCAUGCUCCUGCUGCUUGGCCUCGACAGUCAGUUUGUGGAGGUGGAAGGGCAGAUCACAUCACUGGUGGAUCUGUAUCCGUCCUUCCUACGGAAGGGUUACCGCAGAGAGGUCUUCAUCGCUAUCAUAUGCUGCAUCAGCUACCUGCUGGGACUCACCAUGGUUACCAAGGGUGGCAUGUAUGUGUUCCAGCUGUUUGACUACUAUGCAGCGAGCGGUGUGUGCCUUCUGUGGGUGGCAUUCUUUGAAUGUGUAGCUGUUGCCUGGGUUUAUGGCGUUGAUAACUUCUACGAUGCUGUGGAGGACAUGAUCGGCUACCGACCGAACCCUUGGAUGAAGUGGAGCUGGUCUGUCAUCACUCCCUGCUUGUGUGUGAGCUGCUUUAUUUUCUCUCUGGUCAAAUACAAGCCGCUGACGUACAACAAAGUCUACGAGUACCCCGACUGGGCCAUCGGGGUGGGCUGGACCUUGGCCUUGGCGUCCAUGAUCUGCAUCCCCAUGGUGGUGGUCAUCAAGAUCAUUCGCUCCGACGGGCCGCUCAUCGAGAGGAUCAAGGCGGUGGCGGCCCCGGUCCGCGGCGGCGCCAGUUCCCGCCCGGCGGACCACCGCCGGCCCGGGGACCCGGCCUACUCCGUGGACCCCAACGGGAACAAGGGACUGCUGAUGAAGGGCCCCAGCCACACCAUCGUAGAAACCAUGAUGUAAAAAGAAAAGAAAAGAAAAAAACGAAAGCGGGGCGGAAAGCUCUCCAUGAGAUCGCGAACCCCCCCCCCCCCACCCACCCCCGCCCCAACCCACCUGCCCCCAACGCUCUUCCUUAAGCUAACGCUAACUAGCCGCCUUCUGUUUCUCCGUCUGUCCCGUUCGUCCGUUUUGCUCUCUGGUGGAAUGAGGAAAAAAAAAAAAAAGGGUUGAAGGAAGAAAAGAAAACAAAACGUUCUCUCGGAUCUUUUUAGGAAUGGAGGAAGUUUCUCUUCUUGGGCCGGACAAGACGGCGACCACGGAGUCCUGGUAUCAAAACGUCAAAGUUGGACUGAAUCCCAAAAAGAAAGCCCAAGUACGGCAGGAAUGUUUACGGCACACAAAGUUUUUCAAGUGUACCCCCCACCAUCCCCAAGCCCCUCCCCCACCUCCAAUGUCCAAAGUCCGAUUUUGUGAACUCCCGAGCGCCGUUGCCGAGAACCGGAACAAACCCGAAAAUGUCGAGCCCCAAAACAAGCGAACAGAAAACCUUUCGGUUGAAAGCGGGAAAUUUUUCAAGCAAUUCCGGUUGACGGAAUUUGGAUCAAUCGGAAUUAUGCCAACGUCCGCUGAUGCAUGAAAAUGUCUGAAAAAUUCUUGUCGUGCCCAACAUGGAAGGAAAAUCAGUCGAAUCAAAUUUUUUUUCAGUCUUCGCAGUGGAUUUGCUCAAAAUCGGAAUUAGGAAUCAAUUUUGGUACAAAAUGAUUUAUUCCUAGGGUUGAAUUUUUUUUAAUGCAAAUCCCGCAGAAAAUUCUGCCGCAUCCGAAUCUUGCCUCGUUGGUUAAAAGCUGCAGAUUUUUGUCUGCCCAUGAGCAAGGCUCGUUCUUUCGCCGACCCCUCCUCGGGAAUUCAACCGCGGGUUGUAAUAAAUCGAUAAUAACGCUAAAACUGGAUGAGCGGCCGAGGCUCUGUUGAACGUGACGAUUUUUUUUCGGCAAUCUCACCGUCGGACCGAUUCCGCCUGGGAAAUUCAACCAAAUCGGAAACAGGGAAAUUUCACAUAUUAGUAAACUGUACUUGAAUUCAUCUUUUCUUUUUUUUUUUUUUCUUAUUUUUUUUUUUAGUAAUUCUUCCAAAGAUGUUUUUGUGGACCAAAAAUUUGUGACAUUUCAAUGUAUUGAUGAAGUGAUGGAAACAAUUUGUCGACGUGUAAUUAAUUCAGUAUGCAAACCAAACAAAUAUGAGAGAUAUUGAAGUAAAUAAUGUGCCACCAGGUCAUCACAUUUUCAAUAGUUGCUACAAUUCGCUGUGCGAAAUUCACCGUCUGUGCCCCCAGGCAGGGUUACUUCAGGUCAGAACCAAACCAGCCAAUCCAGUGACUCUUUCUUAGUAUGUGACGUCACGUGACUAAGAAAGCAUAACUGCGAUUGGCUGGCUGUUCGGUUCUGACCGGUGAACUUCACACAGCAAAUUGGAGCCGGUUGAAUUUUUAACAUUGAAAAGUUGCGGUGAAAUACAACUAUUAAAAAUGUGAUGAUUUAACAUUUCAUAUUCAAACCCUGUUUUCAAAUUCAAAUCCCGGUGGCACAUUAUUCACUUCCGUAUGAGAGCAACAAAAGUUCCCAUUCAGAAGUUUUUGGUAACCUUGGUGCACCAAACCAAAUCUUUUUUUUCGCUGCGCUUGCCAAUGUUUUCAUUUUUAUUUUUUAAAUACGCGACACAUCAAAGCUGUGAAUAAAAAAAAAAAAAAACCCUCGACCCCCCCCCCCCCAAAAAAAAAAAAAAAAAAAGAACGUGCUGAAUGUGUACUUCGGACAAGUCCAAACCAGCAUCGCGGUUGUGAAAGCGGACUUGACGAAGCCCGAGAGGACUGGACCACCUGAGCCCUUUGAAACGUUUGUUGGCGUCUUCGCCGUUGUGUUCCGCGCUAGCCGACCCGUCUCGUGACCUCAAGCUCGAUAUCUCGCCGUUCCGGACCCGCCUCCGGCCUCCGACUGGACUUUUUCAUUUGUAGUAUUAUCCUUCUUCUUCUUCUUCUGAUGAGUCCCUCCGUCUAUGUACUCUUAGGACUGUCGUGUACUCGUAUUUGCUGUGGAUGAGUAGUUUCACGUAGGCCGACGACCUCGCUGCUACGCAAAACGGCCGGGACAAAAGUAUUGGGACACUUGUCGCCGAGCGGACUCCGCGCGAGGCUGUUGCCGUGGCAACCUUCCCCACCCACCGCAGGGAAAAGGAGCAAAUGCGCGUUUUGGCAGAUUUGGACAAAAGUAGUAACAGUCGAAGGCGACGCUUUAGGAAAAGUCAUUGGGCAAAAAAAAAAAAAAAAAAAAAUUGUGAUUAAAAAUUGUGGACAAAUGGGGAAAAGUCAUUGCUUGAUUUGGACAAAAGUAUUGGGACAGGGAAAGGGACAACGGGGGAAUUUGAACAAAAGUAUGAAGACGAUAACGUGAAGAAAAUCUUGGGGAAAAGACAUUUAAAAUGAAUGUAGAAAAAUGUGGAAAUUUGGACACAAGUAUAAGUACAAGCUAAAAAAGUAGAAAAUAAUUUUAGGGGACUGUUUUUAUAUUAUUAUGAUGAUGAUUAUUUCAUCGAACGUUUGCUCUGUUUCUGCACACUAUUGAGCACAACACCGCCUGCCGGAUGCGGUGGGGCACUGCCCGACUUGCCCCAAACGUAAAAUCCCUUGGAAGCAUCGCAAUACUUUUGUCCAUAGAGUUGCCUUUUGUUUUUUAAUUUUUAAUUUUUAUCUUGAAAAUCAUCCAUCAUGCUAGCGUCCCAUUUGCUAACAUCAACAAACGACAUUUUCCACGACGUCAAUCUUGAACAAUUCUGAAUUUCCUUCAACAAAAAGUGAGCCCAUCACUCUUUAGCCCCCCAAAAAAUGAACUUUUAUUCAUCAAAUCAAAUCAAUUUAUAUUUUUCAACAUUUUUUCCAUCUAAUCGUUCACACCAUGACAUUUUCUACCCUCCCUAAAUGAUUCCUGAUUAUUUUUUUUCCCAAAUAAAUAUCAGAUGUCCCCUUGAAUAAUUUAGUCAUAACUCCCCAAACGAACAGCUCAUAUCAUCAUUUUCUCCCGAAAUGAAUUGCUAAUAUUUUGUUUAAAUAAUUGAUUUCUUUUUCUUUCCUCAAAUAGUCCAUAUAAGAUCAUCCUCACAAAUAGAACAAAUUAUUCAUUUUCUUUGAAAAAACUUGUCAUGUUUUCUCCUGCAAUAAUUUCACUUUCCCUCUUUUUUUUCCUUCCAUAAGUACUUCCUUUCAGUAAUUCCUUUCAAAUAAUUCCUCCAAAUAUUACCGUUAAUUAUUUUCUCCGCAGAGAUUCAGCAGCCGAUGUCAUUUAAUCUUUUUCCUCAACUAAAGUUUUUUUUUUUCCCUCCAACAAAAAGUUCCAAUCCUAUUUUUUCCGCCCUCACUUUAUGAUUCAAUUUUCCCCAAACAAGAAGACGACAUCCAAAAAACUGCUGAAAUUUUUACAUUCCCACCGGGAUCCCGAACGCCACACUGUCUGUCGCUAAUAUCGCUAACCGGCGACGCUAACGACCAAACGUCAAAACUUGAAAUAUUUGUGCAUUUUUGGUGCUCACAUCUUUACCAAUUCCUCUUUUCUUUGUUUCUUUUUUAUUUUUAUGUUCCAAUAUCCUUGCACUCAAUCGCGUGCAGUUACUAGCGCGGUUUUCCAAAGUGUUUUAAUUCACGUUUGACGAGCUGCGCGAUUCCCGCUCUGUGGACUCGGUGCUGCCCCCUAGCGGUCUCUUUCCAUUCUUUCGCUUCACUGCGCCUCGUCAGCUCAAGCACAUUUUGCACUCAUCAUCAUCUUCAUCAUCACCCCCCCCUACGGUAUCCAUGGCAACGCUCGUCUCCACAACCUGAUAAAACCGUUUUGAGCAUUUCAAAGGUUUCAUGAGCUUUUCUUUCGUGUUUUCUUCCAAGUCAUCUGUAAGCUUGGAGGGGGAAAAAAGUGUUGAUCAGGUUUAAUUAAAAAAAAAAUGUAAAUGUUGUUUUUGGUUGUCACUUGAUUAAAAAUAUACAGUAUACAUCCCA